Messenger RNA from Rotaria socialis, 504 nucleotides. NCBI's taxonomy places the organism in Eukaryota, Metazoa, Rotifera, Eurotatoria, Philodinida, Philodinidae. The record is from the annotation of a GenBank genome assembly.
AUGCCUGAUCAUCAUGAUUUAACCAGUUUUUCUGGCCAAUUAUCAACAUUUUAUAUGCUUAGUAUGUAUGGAGACCCAUUGAUUAUCAAUGGUUUAUGUAAAUUAGGACCCGCAUAUAAAAAUCAAUUUAAAUUUGAAAACGAAAGCGCUCAUGUGUUAUCUGACUCACAACGAAGAGCUAUGUAUGAUGGAAAAUUAAUGAAUGCAAUUGUAUUUAAUUACAAUCCUGCUGUCUGUGAAGAACAACUCGUUUUACAAGCUGCACCGAAAACAAAUGUUUCCUAUUUUGCUCAUACAGCACAUGCACAAAUGUUAAGCAAUGUUCGAUCUGUAGUAGCAUAUUCAAUUUAUUCAACAUUACAUAUUGUUGGUGGUACACAAGUAUUUUUCCCUUUAUUUGCUCAGUUAGAUCAUCAGCAAAUCGAUGAUUCAAUUAAUUAUAAUGCAUGCUCAGUUCUUCUAUCGACAUUAGGCGAAUUAAUUGCACGCUCAUAUACAAUUUAA